CCCAUGAGAUUGUGGGAAUUGUUAUUUUAUUUUCUUUUUUAGUUUAUUUCUGAAAUUGUUUUAAAAUAAAUAAAAGGAUACUUCCAUAAAUUUGAAUUUUCAAAGCAAGUAUAUAAUAAUAUAACCCAGUUUCGAAAAACCGUUAACAAUUGAUUCCUAUGUUUGAAAAGUAGUUUAUAAUAUAGUAAAUUAGUUAGAGAUAAUGUUGGGCAUAGACAUGCAUCAGUCACUGGAGAUUUCAUUGGCUCAAGCUAGGAGCAUGCCGGCGGGGACUUUACCGGGAUGUGAAUCAGGAACUACGGCGAGAGUGACGAAGGGAGGAUCCGAAGGCACCGUCGCCGGAAUUCUCUACAAGUGAACUAAUUACGGCAAAAAGUAAUGGAGAUCAAGGUGGUUUUCGCUUCGUAAUAGUGUUAUCUUACUCCAAGAUUCACCAGCCGCAGGCGCUAAGCCUCCUCUCUCCGACCGGUGACGUCAGAUUGAUAGUUGAUAUAUAUAAACCAAUCGGAUUUCGAGAAAAGAGAAAAUCAAAUUAAAAAAAUUACAAAAAGAAAAAAAAAAGAACCAAUAAUUAUGAUGCUAAUGUAAUUCUUUUUUAUUUAGAGAGAGCUUAAUAUAGUUAAUAUUUUGAUUCAAAAAUAUUAACUGGUGUUAGAAAUUUUUGUCAUUUUAUACUAAUUUUAGUGCCCUAAAAAUUGCAUCUGAAGCAAUUAAAUUGUGAAUUGUUAGGCAUUUGUUAUCUUUUAUAGCUAAGAAUAAGAAAAGAAAAAAAAAAAAACAGGGGAGGGGGGCAUUAGGAAAUUGAAGAGCAAGAACCGUAGGUUUCUUGCAUUUUCUUGUAGUUUUCACCAAUUCAGUGCAACUGAAUCAUCUGACGAAGAUGAAACCUCCUUCUAUGACACAAAACAGUAUUUCACCGAACUCGCUGUUAGUUUUCAAUGCUUAAGAAGGGCAGCUGAUCGAGCAGAUAAUCAGAAAGAAACUGAAAAUUACUGUGGAAAAGAUGCAUGGUGAUAAAGAAGAUUGUGAUUCCGGAUAUCCUCAAAUCAAAAAGCGAAAAAAGCUUCCCGAUCCAGUUCUAAGAGAGAAUGGGGUUAGCCUUUGGUCUCUGAUCAAAGACAAUGUGGGAAAGGAUCUCACACGAGUUUGUCUCCCUGUUUACUUCAAUGAGCCAAUAUCAUCCCUUCAGAAAUGUUUCGAGGACCUAGAAUAUUCGGAUCUUUUGGACAGAGCAUACAAGUAUGGAAAAGAAGGGAACAGCCUCCAACGGAUUCUUAAUGUUGCUGCAUUUGCUGUUUCUGGGUAUUCUUCUUCUGAAGGCCGGCAUUGUAAGCCUUUCAAUCCUUUACUAGGAGAAACUUUUGAAGCGGACUAUCCUGAAAAAGGAGUUCGUUUCUUCUCUGAGGUUAGUCACCAUCCAACCCUUAUUGCAUUUCAUUGUGAAGGCAAAGGGUGGAAAUUCUGGGGUGACAGUAACCUCCGCUCGAAGUUUUCUGGGCGUUCAAUUCAGCUUGACCCUGAUGGCGUUCUGACCCUGGAGUUUGAUGAUGGUGAAACAUUUCAGUGGAGCAAGGUAACUACUAAUAUUUAUAAUCUCAUCCUUGGUCAAGUAUAUUGUGAUCACCAUGGAUUGAUGCAAAUUCGUGGGAACAGCCAAUAUUCAUGCAAACUCAAAUUCAAAGAGCAAUCUCUUAUUGAGCGGAACCCUCACCAGGUCCAUGGAUUUGUUGAAGACCAUUCAGGUAAAAAGGUUGCUACAUUAUUUGGCAAAUGGGAUGACAGCAUGUAUUAUGUCAAUGGUGAGGUGAAGAGGAGUGGCAAGCCAAAGGUCUGCUGUCCUUCAGAGGCCACCUUGCUAUGGAAAAGGAAUGAGCCAGCUCCUAAUCCGACUCGCUACAACUUAACAUCAUUUGCGAUCACACUAAAUGAGAUAACACCUGGGUUGCAGGAGAAGCUCCCACCUACAGAUUCUAGGCUUCGACCAGACCAACGUCAUUUAGAGAGCGGGGAAUUUGAUAGAGCAAAUUCAGAGAAACAACGGUUGGAAAGGAGGCAAAGAAUGUCGAGAAAACUACAAGAAAGUGGCUGGAAACCUAGAUGGUUCCGGAAAGAUGGUAAUGGAAGCUACCACUAUGUGGGCGGAUAUUGGGAAGCAAGAGAGCAGGCGAACUGGGAUGGAUGCCCAGAUAUAUUUGGUGAAUUCAACGAAGAAACUGUUGAUUCCUCUGGAUGAUAACUCGACUCGUAUUCAACACUUGCAUCCAUUUCGAAGUAACAUGAAUGAACAAACAUUAAGAGAUAGUCAUGGAGCACAUUCAGACAAAAUUUGAUUCCUGAUGACCGCCAUUAUCUGUUCUCAGAGAUUGCAGACCAAUAUUCAGAUGUUCAUCCCAAGAGGUAACCAAUAUUUAAACCUGAUGCCGCGGAUGAAUAAGAGAAGUUGGUGGAAGUUCAAGGAUUCAUACCAUAUAUAAUGAAAGUUUUUGUUUUGAGAAAAUGUUAAUUUUGAAGGAAUUUUUUAUUGAUUCAAACAUCGAUUUUUUUAAAAAUAUAUUGUAUAAUAUUUCAUUUGUAAAUUGACAAAUUUCACCUUUUGAAUUUAUUCAUUUAUUAUGUAUUACAUUUGAAUCCAACAGAAAUGAGAAGCAUAUUAACGAAAA
Gossypium arboreum is the source of this 2660-nucleotide messenger RNA. RefSeq names its product oxysterol-binding protein-related protein 2A-like. Gene Ontology annotation, molecular function: sterol binding. Bases 1004 to 2233 code for a protein of 409 amino acids. Gene Ontology annotation, cellular component: membrane; cytosol; intracellular membrane-bounded organelle. The record is from RefSeq and is a predicted model, not a curated record. The transcript has 10 exons. Lineage: Eukaryota; Viridiplantae; Streptophyta; Magnoliopsida; Malvales; Malvaceae.